This is a messenger RNA of Cylicocyclus nassatus, 843 nucleotides long. Lineage: Eukaryota; Metazoa; Nematoda; Chromadorea; Rhabditida; Strongylidae. The record is from the annotation of a GenBank genome assembly.
AUGAGCGACGGUCUAAGCUCCAGCUCUUCAACACUAUCACAGGAUGGCAAGGGAAAAGAUCUGGGUGCGGCAUUGCACGACUUUACUGCUUAUUAUGGAUCACCGCUCGACACCGUGUCCGCAAGUUUACGUCCAUUGGGUGAUACGUCAAGUUCAGAAGGCGCCUUCAAGAAGAUCAAAGCUGAAAGUGUGACUACAAGCGGAGUGUUCACGUCAUCUCUAUCGGGUAUACCAUCAACUCCAGCACGAAGGCGUCAUCGCACUACUUUCACUCAGGAACAGUUAGCUGAAUUGGACUCAGCUUUUCAGAAAAGCCACUACCCAGAUAUCUAUGUUCGCGAGGAACUUGCACGAAUCACUAAGCUAAACGAGGCUAGGAUACAGGUAUGGUUCCAAAAUCGGCGAGCAAAACAUCGAAAACAAGAAAAGCAACUAAAUAAGACACUCAAUCCUCAUCAAGCAAUAUUCGCAGCAAAUCCAGCUAGCAAUAUUAUGCGUCAGGGAAUGUACCCGUCCCCACUUGGGAAUCCACGCGAUAGCUUUUGGUAUCCAUCAUAUCCACGACAAAUGCCCUAUCCGACAGCCACACCGCCGUACUCUACAAAUUCUUUCACAAAUCCGAUAACGAAAGCAAUGGCAUUAACCGAAUAUAGUCGCGACGAACAAAUAGUUCUAGGCUUCUACUUUGAGGGCACAAGUCGACUUUCAGUGCGCUGGCAUUCACCAACAAUAGACGAGACCAACAGAGCAAAAAACUUUCUACUGCGGCCAAAUCAGGACCUGUAUCGCAGAAGCACUUCGUGCGUUAGCCUAGCGAAUGAGUACGGUCUAUACCGUGCUUGA